Messenger RNA from Eremothecium sinecaudum, 603 nucleotides. It is a transcript of the gene YKT6, whose product is annotated as palmitoyltransferase YKT6. The transcript has a single exon. The coding region runs from base 1 to 603 and encodes 200 amino acids. Gene Ontology annotation, cellular component: membrane; Golgi apparatus. Gene Ontology annotation, molecular function: SNAP receptor activity. Gene Ontology annotation, biological process: endoplasmic reticulum to Golgi vesicle-mediated transport. The record is from RefSeq and is a predicted model, not a curated record. Lineage: Eukaryota; Fungi; Ascomycota; Saccharomycetes; Saccharomycetales; Saccharomycetaceae.
AUGAAGAUCUACUGUAUUUCUGUUCUAAGGAACAGUAGCGCGAAAACACUGGAAUUAUGCAGUGCAAAGGACUUGUCACAGUUCGGCUUCUUUGAAAGGAAGGGAAUCUCCCAAUUCAUGACGUUCUUCAGUGAAACGGUUGCUGGCAGAACUCCCGCAGGCCAAAGGCAGAGUAUUGAGGAGGGGAAUUAUGUUGGCCACGUAUACAGCAGAGCAGAGGGCAUUUGUGGCGUUAUGAUCACAGAUAAAGAGUAUCCGGUCAGACCAGCCUACACAUUGUUGAAUAAGGUCUUGGACGAGUACCUUGUAGCGCAUCCACCUUUGGAGUGGAAGGAAAUUGAUCAAACCGGUGAGAAUUUGAAAUUACCUGAGUUGGAAAUAUACUUGCAAAAAUACCAGGAUCCUAGUCAAGCGGACUCAAUAAUGCGUGUGCAGCAGGAACUUGACGAAACCAAGAUUGUGCUUCACAAGACAAUCGAGUCUGUGCUACAAAGGGGGGAGAAGUUGGACAAUUUGGUUGAUAAAUCCGAGUCGCUCUCUGCGUCUUCCAGGAUGUUUUAUAAACAGGCUAAAAAGACCAAUUCGUGCUGUAUUAUAAUGUGA